Messenger RNA from Adelges cooleyi (spruce gall adelgid), 1133 nucleotides. RefSeq lists its product as uncharacterized. The record is from RefSeq and is a predicted model, not a curated record. Gene Ontology annotation, biological process: protein ubiquitination. The transcript has 5 exons. Bases 51 to 1133 code for a protein of 360 amino acids. Gene Ontology annotation, molecular function: ubiquitin protein ligase activity. NCBI's taxonomy places the organism in Eukaryota, Metazoa, Arthropoda, Insecta, Hemiptera, Adelgidae.
GUCUUUAAGCGUUCUAUAACAUUUAAAAUAUAUUUAAAUAUAUAUACAAAAUGAAUAUAAAAUAUAUUAUUUUAUUGUGUUUGAUAAAUUAUAUUGCAACAGUUCAAUCUGCUGAUGUUGGGGAAAUUCAAAUGGAAACGAUGGACAGACCGGACAGUUCAGCAUAUUCACUGGAUGACGUGAUAUACUGGUCAAAAAAAUUGGAACUAGUUAAAAUUCGAAGAUGUGGUAAACUGCUUACGGAUGCUAUCGAGUCCUUUCCGCAACGCGUUAAAAAUAUAUUACUUCAAAAAAACUGGCCAGCUCCACUUGUGGACGAUCUCGUUGCAAAAUAUAAUGAAAGUAACUGGCCAUCUUGGAUAACGGCCCCGAAAUUACAAAAUGAAGAAACACAGGAACUUAUGAAAAAUUUAAAAUGUAGACUUAUUCCGGGUGUUCUCAGUGACAAUCAAGAACAAGCAGUAAUCGUUUUCGCUUCUGAUAAUACGCAUAUGCCUUCUGAUAUGACUGCUCGUCCCGGAUUUUUGAUGAAUUUCAAUGGGGGAGCUUUGUAUUUUAUUGAUUUUGAAGAAUUUCUAAGUGUCCCAAAACUCUUGACACUAGUAGAAGAAAUUAAAUGGGAUUUGUUACUAACGGUGCCUCCAAAUUCUCUUAAGGAUCGCGUUAAACGUAUUCUGACUAAAAGAAAUUUUUCAAGUCGACUUGUGGAUCCUAUUGUCGAAAAAUAUAAUCGAGAUAGCUGGCCAUCUGGUAUAAGGGGCACGCAAUUACAAAAUGACGAUAAGAAGAGUCUUUUAGAAGAAUACAAAUGCAGACGUAUUCCGGGUUUCAUCAGUAGCAACCGAGAAGAAGCAGUAAUCGUGUUCGCCUCUGAAAAUAAGCAUAUGCCUCCUGAUAUGAUUGCUGAGCCAGGGUUUUUGUUUAUAUUCCAACAGGGAGCAUUACCCAUCAAUAAUUGUUGCGAAAAAUAUGUGCUCUCAAAUUUUAACUGUCCGCGUUGCCCCAUAGCUGAAGGCCGUAAGUCCAUAUGGGUUUGGGGAUACUUGACAGAGGAAGAGGAGGAGGUUAUAUGUACACUUCGUAUAGGGAAACACCAGGUCGAGGGAGAAGUCUUAAAAGUAAAGGCAGUAUGA